Molecule: messenger RNA, 7358 nt
Organism: Scylla paramamosain (green mud crab)
Lineage: Eukaryota; Metazoa; Arthropoda; Malacostraca; Decapoda; Portunidae
Product: ankyrin-2-like
Exons: 13
Coding region: 539-5608 (1689 amino acids)
Molecular function (GO): protein binding
Source: RefSeq, a predicted model, not a curated record
GUACAGUACGACAUAUUUUCCUUUGUUUAGUGUUCUCUGUGUUGUGCCCGAAAGUAGAGUUCUAAGUUUUCUGUGCUGUGCUUCUAAUCAUUCAGUGACCGCCCUGUGUGUCUUUUGCCGUGUCAGGAAAAGAAUGUUGCGUCUCCAGGUUACGUGAGACCAACACUCGCCCCACAUCCCAGCAUGGCAUCCAACCGAUAUCACGACAUGGAGGAAUUUCGUAAGACAAUUAAACACCAACCAACAGCGAAUCUGGUCAUUACUGUAAAGGAAGGAGACGAGGCAGGGGUGAGGUCCGCUCUCGACAUGGGUGCCUGGCCCGGGGUCACCGUCUUUAAUGAUGUGGCGUCAUGGAGUCUUCUGAGUCUGGCUGCCAGCGAAGGCCACGACCACCUGCUACCUCUCUUACUGAAGGCGGGGUUAAACAUAGAAGGUGGAGGCACUACUGAUAUGACACCACUGAUGGAGGCUGCAAAGCGUGGCCACACCCAAACUGUGGAGGCACUGCUGGACCUCGGCGGUAAUCCUCUGGCCACGGAUGGUGACGGAACUGGUCACUGCUGUGGAGAAAGGAGACGAGGCAGGAGUGAAGUCGUCACUCGACAAAGGUGCCCGACCUAAUGUCACCGUCUUUUCUAAUGAUGUGGCGUCAUGCAGUCUGCUCAGUCUGGCUGCCAGCGAAGGCCACUACCACCUGCUACCUCACUUACUGCAGGCGGGUUUAAACAUUGAAGGUGGAGGCACUACUGACAUGACACCGCUGAUGGAGGCUGCAAAGCGUGGCCACACCCAGACAGUGAAGGCACUGCUGGACCUCGGCAGUAAUCCUUUGGCCACGGAUGGUGACGGAUGGACAGCAAUACACAUGGCUGCAUGGUGCGGUCACCAGCAGUGUGUGGCGGCCCUCAUCCGUGUCACCCCUCCCACUCCCGCACACCUCGAGGCAUACACCCCGGUGCACGCCGCCAGUUUUAAAGGCCACGUGGAGGUACUUAAGCAGCUAGCAGGUGCUGGCUGGCCCCUCACCGCCAGGGACAGUUAUGGCAACACACCUAUGCACCGUGCUGCGGCCGGGGGUAACCUGACAUGUCUGCAAUGGCUGAUACAACAAGGGGGUGACCCGAGCGUGCAAAAUAAUGCUGGACACACCCCGCUUGACGAGGAACUGGUCACUGCUGUGGAGAAUGGAGACGAGGGAGGGGUGAGGUCGUCACUUGACAAGGGUGCCCGGCCCGAGGUUACCGUCCCCACUAAUGAUGGGGCGUCAUGGAGUCUGUUGAGUCUGGCUGCCAGUAAGGGCCACGACCACCUGUUACCUCACUUACUGCAGGCAAAGUUGAACAUAGAAAAUGGUGGCGCCACAGACAUUACACCGCUGAUGGAGGCUGCCCAGCGUGGCCACACCCAGACAGUGAAGGCACUGCUGGACCUCGGCGGAAACCCUCUGGGCACGGAUGUUGACGGAUGGACAGCCCUACACUUUGCUGCAAGGCUGGGCCACCAGCAGUGUGUGGCGGCCCUCAUGCCUGUCACCCCUCCUACUCCCGCACACCUCGAGGCAUACACCCCGGUGCACGCCGCCAGUUUUAAAGGCCACGUGGAGGUACUUAAGCAGCUAGCAGGUGCUGGCUGGCCCCUCACCGCCAGGGACAGUUAUGGCAACACACCCAUGCACCGUGCUGCGGCCGGGGGUAACCUGACAUGUCUGCAAUGGUUAAUGCAGCAAGGGGGUGACCCGAGCGUGCAAAAUAAUGCUGGACACACCCCGCUUGACGAGGAGCUGGUCACUGCUGUAAGGGAAGGAGACGAGGCAGGGGUGAGGUCGGCACUUAACAGGGGUGCCCGGCCAGAGGUCAUCGUCCCCACUAAUGACGGGGCGUCAUGGAAUCUGCUGAGUUUGGCUGCCAGCAAGGGCCACCACCACCUACUGCCUCGCUUACUGGAGGCGGGGUUAAGUAUAGAAGGUGGAGGCACCACUGACAGGACACCGCUGAUGGAGGCUGCCGAGUGUGGCCACACCCAAACAGUGAAGGCACUGCUGAAACUCGGCGGUAACCCUCUGUCCAUGAAUAGUAUAGGAUGGACAGCCCUACACUUUGCUGCAAGGCAGGGCCACCACCACUGUGUGGCGGCCCUCAUACCCGUCACCCCUCCCCCUCCCGCACACCUCGAGGCAUACACCCCGGUGCACGCCGCUAGUUAUAAAGGCCAUGUGGAGGUACUGAAGCAGGUGGCAGGUGCUGGUUGGCCCCUUACCGCCAGGGACAGUGAUGGCGACACACCCAUGCACCAUGCUGCGUCUGGUGGAUGUGUAGCAGCUGUAAAGUGGCUGGUGCAGAGAGGUGGUGACCCACAUGUGCAAUCGAAGGAUGGACACACCCCGCUGGAGUUGGCCGUGCAGUAUGGCCGCCACGAGGUUGAGACCUGGCUGGUCAAAAAUGGCGGUAGUGUUGUGAGGAGCAAGAUUCUGCGUGUGGAGGGAGUGAGAGCGUGGCGGGAUGUGCAUGAAAACCAACACAACAGCGUCUUGUCCAUGCUGGUGGUGGGCAACGAGGCAGCCAUGGCCAGCAUCCCCGAGGAUGAUGACGGUCACGCGCUAAGCCAGGAUGGCCUUACGCCUCUCCAUGCCGCGGCGCUGUGCGGGGCUCCCAGUGAUGCUGUGGAGGCUUUGCUCCGACGCGGCGUGAGCCCUCAUGUGACCACCCCUGACAACAUGACCCCCGCUGACCUGGCACAGCAACAAGGUCAUGACUCAGUGAUUAAGGGACUACAGUGCCACCAUUGUGAACAGAGUGGCGCGCCUCCUGAGCACCUGCAUGAGAAGUUGCUCUCAACAGUCAGUCGCCAGGAUGACGUGCAGGCGGUGUCCACCCUCCUGUGUAAGGGCGCGCCCAUAGAGCUCCUGGGUGGCCAUUCCGUCCUCAAACUGGCUGUCACUACCGACCGUACACACACCGUCAGCCUGCUGCUGGCUAGCGGUGCACCGCUGUCUGCCAGCCUACUGCAGGAGGCUUGGCAGAGCCCCGACGUGACUCAUAGGGUGCUAGCCUUCCUCACCACCGCCUAUUGCUGCCGGCUGCGUGCAGAGCAGCGUCGCCUGGAAAAGGUCAGCAGCGCCCUUGUCGAGGGCAUCGACAAUCUAGUGAAAACCAUCGAGGGAAAUACUCCCUGGCAGGCAGCCUGGCGAUGGGGAAAGGAGACUGACCGGCCAGCACUGAGCGACCUCCUGGCAAAGGCCGCGGCUGCCAACUGCCCCGUGACUGCCGCCUUCCUGCAUAGGGCAGGAGGGUGGACAGUCUUUAAUGAAGCCUCUGGUGGCACUGCCCUCCAUGCUGCCCUGGAGGCUGGCCACAGAGGCAUGGCCGAGCUGCUGAUCAGGGACCUUGGGGCUUGCCCGUACGUGCCGGACACACAUGGUCGCCUUCCAGUGCACAUGAUGCCCAACGAGGAGCAACAGAGGCUGGAGCAGAAACUCUUUAUGGCGGAGCGUGAAAAACUGGAGAAUAUGGAGCUUCGCCUGAAGGCAGAUCACGAGAAGACCGCAGCACGGACAGCGCUGUAUAUACAGGAGGACCUUUUUGAGAGCCACAAGAAGGGCGAGAGUAAGAAUAUCUUCUCUCCUGAUGGCCGCGCCGCCAUGCUGCUGGCCUCACGCAAAGGCCUCCUGCAGCUGACUCAUUUUAUACUGCAAGAGGGUCAAUUCCUCGUGGAUGAGGUGCUGGACGACACCUGCGGCACCACCGCCCUCCACCAGGCUGCCUCGCAUGGCCAGGACGGCUGCGUGGCGCUGCUGCUGAGCGCCGGCGCCAACACACAGCAGUGCGACACCUAUGGCCAGACGCCCCGCCAUCUGGCCGCCAUGUUUGGCCACAAAAGUACUUUUGAACUCCUUACACACCAACAGACGCAGGACCCUCCUUGUCGCGCGGGCACCACGGCCACACAGGUGAAAGAAAAUUUUAAAGUCUUUCACAAUAUGUAUUAUAAAUAUAAGCGUAAUCUAUUAAAUACAGUUGACCGUCAUAACCCCGAAAGCGUCAUAAGAAAUCUUAUGAAAUCCAUAAGCCUGCAAGAGCUGCAAAAGGAGGCUCAGCGGAUGGCUGUGGAUCUAUCAAAGGGUGAGGCUUUUGAGGUAAAGGAGGCGGUCAUGGCGGAAAUAAGCAUCAUCUUGAAUAAGGUGUCAGUCGCUGAUCCCACCUACCGCGGCGACCUGAGGCUGGUGGGCAGCUCUCGGGACGGCUCUAAGCUGUACGCCCCUGACGAAUUUGAUAUAAACCUCGUGAUUCACGAGGAUAACGUAAGAAUAAAUGUUAGUAAGAGAGGGAAGGAGGAAGCCCCACUGAAGGGCAGUUUACAGAUUUCUGUAAAGACUGACAAUCCCCAUCUUAAGGGUAAUAGAUUUAUGGCCAGUUUGUACGAAGAGGUGCACCGGUGCCUCUCUGGCCAUACCCUGCAGGACGAAAGACUGAGCCUGGUGCCGCCGGGCCUGACCAGCACGCAAGUGGGUGUGGGACUCUCUCUGGCCUGGCAGGGGCGAGAGUGUCCACUGUUACUGGUCAGCGUGGAUCUAGUGCCAGUGCUUGAGGUGCCAUGGCUGGAACAAGUUUCCAGACCCUUCCUCACUCCUGAAAACACCACCACCAUGCAGCUCAGUAAUGCUGCAGAUGGAACAUGGCGCUGCAGCUUUGCCUUGACAGAGGCUAAGGUGCUGAGGAUGUUGACACCCGCAGAGCGCCAGGUACAGCUGAUGGGAAAAGUACUUCUUUCUCGCCUCAAGCCCGAGCGCUGGAUGCCUCGGCACAAAAAGAGUUUUUUCAAAUGGUUUGCCACGCGGGAGUGGAACAUCGCGGUGCCAAACGGGUUCUGCUUCAAGAACGCGCUCCUGCGGUGGCUGGAGCAUAGGCGGUGGAGGGAGGUAGAGCUUGGGGCUGGACAGGAGCAGGACCACAUUAAGGAGUUGGGGGUUGGACAGGAGGGGGACCACACAAAGAAGUUGGGGGCUGGACAGGAGGGGGACCAUGCCAAGGAGUUGGGGGCAGGACAGGAGGGGGACCGCACCAAGGAGUUAGGGGCUGGACAGGAUGGGGACCACGCCAAGGAGUUGGGAGCAGGACAGGAAGGGGACAACACCAAAGAGUUGGGGGCUGGGCAGGAGGGGGACCAUGCUAAGGAGUUAGGGGAUGGACAGAAGGGGGACCGCCCCAAGGAAUUGGGAGUUGGACAAGAGGGAGACCACACCAAGGAGUUGGGGACUGAACAGAAGGGGGACCAUUCCAAGAAGUUGGAGGUUGAACAGGAGGGGGACCAUACAAAGGAGUUGGGGGCUGGACAGGAGAGGGACCAUGCCAAGGAGUUGGGGCCGGGGCGGAAGGGGGACCCCGCCAGAUGGCUGGUGGAAGUGUUCAGAUUGAUGUGUGCGAACCCAGAGGAGUCACGAGAGCACCUGACUACUCAAAACAGCUCCGCCUACUUUGGAGGAGACUGUGAGGGGCGGAAGCCUGGGGACGGAGCGCCCACCAUUGUUCAGUGUUUGGAGGAGGGUUUGGAAAAGUUGUGCUUUGGCUCGGCCUCAGCCAAGACAACCAGGCCGCGGCGACGAAAGUAUUAGAUGCAGAAGAUGCAGACCCUUGUAAUCAUUAGCUGUGAGCUGUACCACGCGUCGCUAAGACCCCCCCACACACACAGGAACACAAGUGCUUGGUGCUCGAUUUUCAGAUUCAGUAGUUCAUAUUAGGCUUGCACCAUGAAAAUCUGUAUUUUUCUUUAUAUCAGUUUCACAAGUAAUUACUUGUGAAACUGAUAUAAAGAAAAAUACAGAUUUUCAUGGUACAAGCCUAAUAAGAGAGAGAGAGAGAGAGAGAGAGAGAGAGAGAGAGAGAGAGAGAGAGAGAGAGAGAGAGAGAGAGAGAGAGAGAGAGAGAGAGAGAGAGAGAGAGAGAGAGAAAACUCUCUUAAUUGGCUCUCAUCUGUGUACACUUGUUGGUUCCUGUAUUACUACAGGCUGAGUAAUGUUAUAGUACAAGCUGAGGUAAAUGCCACAUUUGGCCAGUAAAUACAAGAGUAUAAGAAAAUAGUCAACUUGCAUGUUGUAUGGUGAAACAGGUUCUAGAUAUAUCUCUCAAUUAAUUGAUGAUAGGCUUAUAAUUUUUUGGUAUUCAUUUACAAACUGCAUUGGCAUUAAGAUAUCAAAUAUUUUGUAUAGGUUUAUUAAGACUAUGUAUGAUCUGGGGGUAUAUAAAGCAUUUUGGCUUGAUAAGAGGCCAAAAUCUAAAUGGAAUGUCACAUCUGUACACCCAAGUACCAAAUGCAAAUGGUAAUUGUUUAAAAGAAAAUUUUAAGUUAAGGACUUGUGAUAUUUAUAGACAGAGAUUGUCUGAAGAAAUUUAGAACAGCCCAGUAUUUCUUAAUUAUGGGAUGAUGACAAUGGAAGGAAAAUUACAAAAGUAUUGAUCUGUUUUCCUUCAACAACACUCAUUUGCCAUAAGUUUAAGAAGUCAGGAGGAGCUAGACACAUCUCGAUGUUCAACUGCUUAGCGUGGGGUUUGAUGGGAAGUAUUUGUUUUGGAACGGGAGGGAUUUUGAUGCGGAACGCGGACACUUGAGGCGUUGGUUUAGAGGUCUGGAUUGUGUAGCUUUGUCAGCAAAGCAGGUAUGUGAUAGUGUAUUUCAGUGUGAAGAUAUUGUUGGGCAAAGUGUUGGAUGUUAAUGAAAUGUAGGGAGCGGGAGAGAGGAUGAUUAGAGUGCACCAUGGGUGUGUUGUAGGAGUUUCACGGUGAUGCCUUAGGACCGUAGCCGCAGCCAUCUUCACCAGUGUGUGCCUGUCUACUGGAGGAAUGGUGUAGUGAGUGGCCACCCUGAGCCCUAUCAGUUUGUGGUGACAAGAGGGAGAAGCCUGUCAUCACUGUCAGCAGGGGAAUAGAAGCGUUUGUGUUAACGAGGGUUACCCGUCGUGUCCCUCAGCUGGAAAUUUUGAGGUGUACAAUUUUUAUUUAAUUAUUUCUUUUUGUUGUGAGUUUACACGAGUUGUGUAUUGAUUUAUUUUGAUAUCCAUUAAAGUGUUAUUUGUAUGUUUUAUGUUUCUUUACCUUGGCAGGAGAUCUUUUUUUAGUUUUCACUUCAGUGGUGAAGUUAAGGUGACCCCAGGCUGGCAGGUGGGCAGCUGGUACUUCAUUAUAGUUUUGGUAGCAGAGCGUAGUUGUCAUACCCCUUUUUGGGUCUUGUGAGAAACUCCUGCUGGGGUCCAGUAUUUUUAUAUUAUUGUCAAAGCCAUGAAGGGGAAAUCUGUGAAGGUGGAGAAGUUAAUUGACCAUGGACUGCUAGAGACUGGGUGUCAGGAAGGGUUUAGGGCUGUGGGACAA